This is a messenger RNA of Entamoeba nuttalli P19, 560 nucleotides long. RefSeq names its product Rho family GTPase. Gene Ontology annotation, biological process: small GTPase-mediated signal transduction. Bases 12 to 560 code for a protein of 182 amino acids. The record is from RefSeq and is a predicted model, not a curated record. The transcript is spliced from 2 exons. Gene Ontology annotation, molecular function: GTPase activity; GTP binding. NCBI's taxonomy places the organism in Eukaryota, Evosea, Mastigamoebida, Endamoebidae.
AGCAAAAUAGUAUGAAAUUAGUCAUUGUUGGUGAUGGUGCUGUCGGAAAAACAUGUUUAUUAACUCGAUACCGUUUAAAUACUUUCCCUGAAGACUAUGUACCAACUGUAUUUGAAAAUUUUGUCGAACAAGUAUCAUAUAAGAAAGGUCAUAUUAAUUUACAAAUGUGGGACACUGCUGGACAAGAAGAUUUUGAUAGAAUUCGUAAUAGAGCUUAUCCUGAUACAGACGUUUUUCUCAUUUGUUAUGCUGUUGAUGACCAAAAUUCAUUUGAGAAUAUAGAAGUUAAAUGGAUUUCAGAAGUAACUCACUUCUGUAAAGAUGCAAAGGUUGUACUUGUUGCUACAAAAAGUGAUCGAAGAAAAGACAAAAGUACAGAUUGUAUCUCAACUGCAAAGGGAGAAGAAUUGAAAACAAAGAUUGGUGCUGCUGCUUUCUGUGAAUGUAGUGCUAAAACAGGAUCUAAUGUAAAAGAAACUUUUAAAGUAGCAAUUGACGUUGUUCGUGGAAGAGCUGAAGAAAAGGAAAAAACAAGCAAAGAAGGAUGUGUUGUUGUUUAA